AGUACUCGUGUGCCUCUCAUAAAAAGCUUACAGACCCAACGUUCAUCUGAAGGAUCGGACUUCUGAAGACGAAUCAUGAUUCGUCCUUCACUAAUCGCCGCCAUCUUUGCUGGCGUCCUUUUCUUGGAGAAUGUGGCCUCCGAGUCGACUCCGCAAUACGAUAACAUCAUCAUCAUGCUUAUGGACGACUUCGGCUAUGCUGACCAUCAAGGAGCCGAUCCCGAGAUGCGAACUCCCAACAUCAACCUCCUACGGCAAGAGGGCGUGACCUUCAAUCAGUCUUACGUUUUGCAGGUCUGCGCUCCAACCCGCUCCGCUAUACUGACGGCCAGAUAUCCCUAUACAUACGGUAUGCAAAUCAACCAGAUCAAAGGGUCGAACCUGGCCUGGCUGAACGAAAGCUUGACACUCAUGCCCCAGUACCUAGAACCGUAUGACUACGUCAACAGCCAUGUGGGUAAGUGGCACCUGGGUCACUGCAAUAAGACACUCACUCCCCUGGAGAGAGGGUUCCACUUCGACUACGGCUUCUACACUAACGCCCUGGGCUUCUUCAACCACUCGGGGGAGGGUCCGUUCUCCUACGACUUCCGCAACCAGACUGACCUGUACUACGAGCAGGGCACCUAUGCCGCAGACCUUUUCAGACAGUAUGUCCGCAAUUUCAUCGCGAACCGCGACAAGAGUAAGCCCUUUUUCAUCUACUACGCCAUGCAGAGCGUGCACUGCCCGUGCGAGGCCAAGCAGGAGUUGGUGAACACGGUGUGCUCACACAUCAAGGACCUCGAGCGGCGCACGCGCUGUGCGAUGGUCUACUCGGCCGACGAGGCUGUCGGAGAUCUGCGAGACGUGCUUAUAUCAGAGGGAAUUUACAACAGCACCACCGUACUGCUGAUGUCUGACAACGGUGGACCUCUAGAAGGAGCCGGCACUAACUGGCCUCUUCGAGGUCAGAAAUCUUCGCUAUGGGAGGGAGGCACCAGGUCCUUCACCGUGUUGCGCAGCGCCAAACUGAGGAACACCAACACCACCUUCAAAGGCAUGAUCCAUGCCGUAGACUGGCUCCCGACCUUGAUGAGGGGCGCUGGCCUAGUCCCUCCCUCGACAAGCCUCGACGGUCAAGACUUAUGGAAUCAAAUUGUGAACAACAGCAACACCGGCAGGACAGACUUUGUCUACAACAUGGACGACACCACCAACCGCUACUGCGUUCGAAAAUAUGAGUAUAAAUAUUGCGAAGGGGUUCCAGGACGGAAAUACAACGGCUGGUAUCCUCCUGCCUCCAUGGUACCGAGUCUGAAAAAAGAGAUCUUCUCCGGUAACUUGACGUGGGGGGACAUUAACUUCGGCAAAGACUUGCAGCAGAUGAACAUUUCCAAAGUUUUACUCUUCAACAUCGAACAAGACCCUCAGGAGAUCUACAACCUUGCAGACCUCUACCCGGCCAAAGUGGACGAGAUGAAGAAAUUUCUUCGCCAAAAGAAAAAGCUUUUGUUCCCGUUCGUUGUAGCCGAGAAGGCAACAACCGAUGCCUUUGUCAGGUACAACGCGACGUUUGGUUACGAGGGACCCGGAUGGUGUUAAAUGUUUGAAGAUUCCGAGGGACCUGCAUGAUGUCUCCAGACGUUUCUGGUCACCAGUCGAGGUCGAACAGU
Messenger RNA from Pomacea canaliculata, 1655 nucleotides. RefSeq names its product arylsulfatase J-like. Lineage: Eukaryota; Metazoa; Mollusca; Gastropoda; Architaenioglossa; Ampullariidae. The record is from RefSeq and is a predicted model, not a curated record. The transcript is spliced from 5 exons. Bases 76 to 1584 code for a protein of 502 amino acids.